Messenger RNA from Canis lupus familiaris (dog), 1459 nucleotides. RefSeq names its product TATA-box binding protein associated factor, RNA polymerase I subunit D (gene TAF1D). NCBI's taxonomy places the organism in Eukaryota, Metazoa, Chordata, Mammalia, Carnivora, Canidae. Gene Ontology annotation, biological process: regulation of DNA-templated transcription. The record is from RefSeq and is a predicted model, not a curated record. Gene Ontology annotation, cellular component: RNA polymerase transcription factor SL1 complex; nucleus; nucleoplasm. Bases 229 to 1047 code for a protein of 272 amino acids. The transcript is spliced from 14 exons.
CCGCCCCCGCAACGCCAAAAUGGCGCCCCGGGCCUCGCCUCCUCCCAUUUUUCACGAUCCUCGCGGCGUCCGAUUGUUCUCGCGAGAUUUCGGGCCCACUAUUAGCUGGGUCGCGGGGAAGGCCUUCCUUUCCUUCCGCGUGGUUGUUGAGAACUCUGAAGCAAACAAGUGGUGAAUACAAUUUGGAGAGGACUUGGGAGAAUAAGUAACGAAUUUUCUCAACCUAUAAUGGCAUCUAAUUCAGCUGUAGAAAUUGACAAUGAAAGUGAUAAUUCUUCUGGUAGCAGCUUAUUUAAGACUCAGUGUGUCCCUUACUCACCAAAACAGGGGCAAAGAAACCCUAUUAGAAAGUUUGUUCGUUCAUCUGGAGGUGUUGAAGCAAGGGAUUCAUCUAGUGACUCCUCUUUUGAACCAAGACCACUGACUUUAAAAGCUAUUUUUGAAAGAUUCAAAAAAAAGAAACGUAAAAAGAGGAAAUAUAAGCCAAAAGAAAGACCAAGGGGAAGACCAGAAGGAAGAAAAACCACUAGACGCUCCCAAAUAAAUAAGAAACAAGUUAAAGACAAAGGAUCUGGGUUCCCAUUUUUAGAAUCUGAGAAUGUAAAAAAGCCAUUACCAUGGAGAAAGAUUUUAAGCUUUGAGCAAGCGGUGGCAAGAGGAUUUUUCAACUACCUUGAAAAAUUGAAGUAUGAAUACUAUCUCAAGGAAUCCUUGAAACAAAUGAAUGUUGGUGAAGAUUUAGAAAGGGAAGAUUUUGACAGUCGUAGAUACAAAUACUUGGAUGAUGAUGGAUCUCUCUCUCCUAUUGAAGAGUCAGAAACAGUGGAAGAGGCUGCAACAACUCUUGAACAUGAUGAUGGAUGUGAUAUCAAAUUGGUGGACAAUAAUGAAUUCAUAGUAAGUUCUGAAAUACCAAAGAAAAUGAAUCUGUAUUUAGGACAAGAGGAAUAUACUGAAGAAGCUGCUUCGUCUAAAAAGAGAGCAUCAAAAUCCAAAAACAUGGGACAGAGGAUAGAAUGGUCUGAAAAGGAAGAGAUAGGAAUAUGAAUAUUAAGGCUUUUCACUUGAAAACAGUGUCUGGACUUAAAGGUAUUGGCGUAUCCCAACAAUCUGUACAGUUCUAGGGUGUGAUAGUUUAGGGGUGAAUACGAUUUGAACUCAUUCAUGUUUAGAGGAUGUUUGAGAACCAGGAAGAUCAUUUAUCUAUUUAGACCCUAAAUGGGGCUCUAAAGAAAUUGGACCUCAAAGAUUACAGUGGGGAGUUUUUGAAGUAUGUCCAUAUUCAAGUGGAGAUCCGAGAAGACCUCUGGACAGUGACAGCUGUGGAUUGAACAAAAGUUUGUUUUAAAAGUGCUAUUUUGAAGAUCAUCACUCUGGCUUUGGUGGAACUAUGGUGAUUGGCGGCAGAAGGAAUCACAUGUCAAAUAUCUUAAAUAAAAAUUUUAUUAACUUUGUCAAA